CAGGGGUCUAAGGAUUUAGAAACUGGGGUAUCUGUCGGUCACGUGCACUGCGUCUCGGUCACACUGCGUGCGCACGGAUUUGCGUGUUUGAGCGCGCGCACUGCAGUGCCCGGAUGCUCGACCUGCUGCGCGCGCAGAAAGAAAUCUAAGCUAGCAGGCUAACGUCACUCUGAUAAACCGGUAUACUUUUCUGAACCCGCUCCGAGAUCAUGUGUGGAAGGACCGCCUGCACCCUCGUUCCUGAUGAGCUCCGGCGAGCUUCUUGUUACCGAGACCGGUCUGGACAGCAGCGACGGCCUCAGUGGAGGGGCGAUGAUGCGGAUAAAUACCAACCCUCCUACAACAAGAGUCCUCAGUCCUUCAGUCCGGUUCUGUUGUCCAACAGACACUUUAAUAAGGAAGCGGCGGUGGACGAGUGCGUGCUGGCGGCAAUGCGCUGGGGUCUGGUUCCGGCCUGGUUCAAGGAGAGCGACCCGAACAAGAUGCAGUACAGCACCUCCAACUGCCGUGGCGAGAACUUGCUGGAGAAAAAGUCUUACAAGGACCCUCUGCUGAAAGGGCAGCGUUGUGUCAUUCUAGCCGACGGCUUCUACGAGUGGAGGAGGCAGCAGAAGGACAAACAGCCUUUCUUCAUCUAUUUCCCCCAGAACCAGCGAGAUCAGCAGGACGGGGAGGAUGAGAGAAAACUGAAAAAUGAAGAACGGAGUGAAUGUGAAGAAAAAGCAGCGGAUGGCGAGUGGACCGGAUGGCGUCUGCUCACCAUGGCGGGUCUGUUUGACUGCUGGACGCCUCCUGGUGGUGGGGAAGUUCUGUACACCUACACCGUGAUAACUGUGAACGCCUCACCAAACCUGCAGAGCAUCCACGAUAGGAUGCCAGCCAUUCUGGAUGGAGAAGAGGAGGUGAGGCGAUGGUUGGAUUUCGGGGAGGUGCGUUCACUUGAAGCUUUAAAGUUACUUCAGUCUAAAUCCUGCCUGACCUUUCACCCAGUGUCUUCGAUCGUCAACAACUCGCGCAACAACUCCCCCGAAUGCCUGCAGCCACUCGACCCUGCCGUCAAAAAGGCUUCUUCUCAGCCAUCAGCCAGCAGCAAGAUGAUGAUGAGCUGGCUGAAAAACGGCUCACCUCUAAAGAGGAAAGCAACAGAAGAUACUGAAAAGCCGUCAGGGACGCACAAGUCAAAGGCCAGUGGGCCUUUACAGCAGUGGCUGCUUGGAAACAGGGCUAGUAAGACACCAAAAAUGUAACGCUCCUGAACUUUGAUAUUGUUGGCAGCACUGAAAGCCUCAGAAUGUCCAGUUUCUGAAUGAAUGUUGAGAGUUUUCUUGCUUUGCUUCCUGAGACACUGAGUAUUUGUAGACCACUGCAGAUCCUGCAAUCUGCAUCUUCUAGACAUAUGCAUUUGUGUGACCUUUUUUUCUAUUUCGUGAAAGUUGGUUUACAAACCAUAUAUAUAAAAAAUUUUAAAAAGAGAGAGAGAGAGGAUGACUGGAGUUAAAACAUCUUUACUUGGUUACUAUCAAAUCAGACCAAGAGGCGUCUGGAUUCAGGGAAUUUCACACUUUGUGCCUUAAACAGAAUCGUUCAGUCGCUGUCGAUCUCCAUGACGACACACAGUAAAAAAAAAAUGAAGACUCUUAACGCUAUCAACAUACACGCCCGCUUUGUUAUAUGUUUCAAAAAAUUAAAAAAGCACCGUGCAAAGAUUUAUUCAACAUUUUUUUAUUAUUCUUUUUUUUUUUUUUACUUUGAAAUACAUUUAUUUUCAAACGAUGUUUAUGCUGUGCUGUAAUAAAUGUUUCAUUAGAUGUAAUGAUGAAUGCUUCAGGUGUCCUCACUCUACUGUAGUUCGGUGUGGGCUUUUUUUUGUCUAUUCAGCUUAGUUAAUAAUAAUAAUUAGCAAUAAUAAAUCAGAAGAGAAUAAACCGAUUGUAAUAUCAUAUCCGAGGGAGCUCGACCGAUCCCCUGCUGGGGGAAGGAGGGGGGGUUUGAAAGAAAAAAAAGGAACGUUUGCUUGUGUCACUGACGGAAGAAUUCGUAGUAAGUGGUCCUGAUCACAACAUCGGUGACUAAAACCAACCAACCAACCAAAAAAAACAAAAACAAUUAAAUAAUAAUAAUCCCAAAAACACUAACGUCAGUGCUAUGGUACCUGUUUUAGUGACCCCACACCAUUGGUAUUCCUCUGUAAUAUGACAUUAAAUAUUAAGUAUCGAAAAGCAAAUAAAGCAAAAGAGCAUGCUUUUAAGAGUCAGACGCCGCGACGUGCAAAACCUCCUGACGAAACCGGAGAGAGCAGACAGUCCUGAUAGCAACACAGAGCUUUAAUACAUCGGCAUAUUACACAGCCCCAUCGAUCUGCAUCACAUCUUACAGGUUCCAGUUUAGCAUGGUGGUGUAUAUAUAAAAAGUCUCAGAAAGCAUUCAAGUGUUGAGUGUUUCAGAAUGGACUCCGUGUGUGUGUGUGUGUGUGUGUGUGUGUGUGUGUGUGUGUGUGUGUGUGUGUGUGUGUGUGUGGUUGAAACUGAAGGAAGUCUGAAGAAGGGUGUUAGGACUACUAUUGGCAAAAUUACAAUUAAAAGAGCUACCGAGGGCCUGAAAACACUUGUGCACCAAAACUCUUCAUAAUGAUCUCUUUGGGCUUUAAGUGAAGCCCCGUUGAGCACUGCUGCGUGCGCGCAAAUUUGUAUUGGGUAUAUUCUAGAAGAGGAAGCCUGCCUGCUCUAUGAAGGCCAGUGAUUACAUUGAGGGAAACUGGGAAUAAAGAGGAAGAAAAGACAAGAAAUUGGGAGAGAGAGAAAGAGAGAGA
Messenger RNA from Silurus meridionalis, 2809 nucleotides. It is a transcript of the gene hmces, whose product is annotated as 5-hydroxymethylcytosine binding, ES cell specific. The coding region runs from base 210 to 1247 and encodes 345 amino acids. Gene Ontology annotation, molecular function: single-stranded DNA binding. Lineage: Eukaryota; Metazoa; Chordata; Actinopteri; Siluriformes; Siluridae. The transcript has 8 exons. The record is from RefSeq and is a predicted model, not a curated record. Gene Ontology annotation, biological process: DNA damage response.